Molecule: messenger RNA, 1664 nt
Organism: Owenia fusiformis
Lineage: Eukaryota; Metazoa; Annelida; Polychaeta; Sabellida; Oweniidae
Source: the annotation of a GenBank genome assembly
AUAACAAUAGACGCAGAUGGAUGGAACGUUAGCCAGUGACCGCUUCUCCUGCAAACAUGUCGCAGGGAAAUAUUGGAGAUCUUUUUAAAACCGCAGGUGAACAACCUCAACAGAUUGAAGCGCUCAUUUCAGGUACUAUACCGACGUGGAUAAAAGGCGGUCUCCUACGCAAUGGGCCAGGACAAUUUGAAGUCGGCAAAGACAAAUACAAUCAUUGGUUCGAUGGACAUUCACUGCUACAUCGAUUCGAUUUCGACAAUGGUGUGGUCAAAUAUCACAGCAAGUUCCUUGAGAGCAAUUCCCGUGCUGAGGCCAUAAAGAAAAAUCGGAUAGUUGUGACUGAGUUUGGGACGGUUACUGCGCCAGAUCCAUGUAUGAACAUUUUCCAAAGGUUUGCUUCGUAUUUCACUCGUCCAACUCCUUCGGAUAACAAUCCGGUCUCGAUCACAAAUCUUGGAGAUGGUGUGUAUGUAUCCACUGACUCGAGAAUCCUUCGAAGGAUCGACCCUGAGACGCUAGAAACAGGGGAGAGGGUUGACAUUUCCCAAUUGGUAGCAGUCAACGUUGUCGCAACUCACCCCCAUACUGACCCCGAUGGCACUUAUUACAACUUAGGUACGAACAUGAAAUCAGGAUGUUACCACGUGAUAAAGAUAUCCCCUGGAGCAAACAAAGCCGAUCCAGUUGAAGGAGCCGAAAUCCUACAUACCAUUCCCAUGGAAAAUAGUAGGAGACCUGCUUACUAUCACAGUUUCUCAAUGACCGUAAACUACAUUAUCUUUCACGAACAGCCUUAUAGAUUUAGUCCAUUAGGACUUCUUACACGAAACUUCAACAAAAAGGGCAUUGAUGAGUUAAUGGAAUUCGACCCUAGUCUCAAGUCGAUAUUUCACAUUUGUGAUAAAAGAACAGGAGAAGUGCGAUCGCUAAAGUAUGUCACUAAACCAUUUGUGAACUUCCAUUCCAUGAAUGCCUAUGAAAAGGACGAUCAUGUUAUAGUAGACGUGUGUGCUUCUGAUGGCGGGGCCCAAUACGAUAGGUUAUAUUUGCGCAGUCUUGGGAAGUUGAUUGAUUCUAAAGAUCUGGAUGAACAAUUCACAAGCGACCAAUUAACACAUCCGAGGAGAUUUGUAUUACCACUAGAUAUAGCUAAAGAUGGUCCUAGAAAUGUGAAUCUCGUUAAACUAGAGGAUGGCUUUACUUCCGCUACCGCGACAUUGAAGAAUGAUGGUUGUAUUCACUUGACAUAUGAGCCUCUACACGAGGAGGACGAAUCUCCCGGCAUAGGAUUUGACUUUCCUACAAUGAACUACAACUUCUAUAAUGGGAGGCCAUAUAGGUACAGCUAUGGGGCGAGGUUCAGCAUCCCCGCAGACAGAAUCAUAAAGCUGGAUGUUCAGAAUAAGACGACGCAGGAAUGGCAAGAAGACGAUUGCUAUCCAUCAGAGCCCAUUUUUGUCCCUGCUCCCGAUGCAUUGAAAGAGGAUGAAGGUGUUGUGCUAUCUCUGGUCUUGAGCCCAAGCAAGGACAAGUCUACAUUCCUCUUGGUAUUGGAUGGGGAAUCCUUUAAAGAACUUGGGAGGGCAACUAUUCCUUACGAUUUUCCAUAUGGACUUCAUGGAGCGUUUGUGUGAGCACUAUUUCGACGAACAGGGACCUAUAUU